Molecule: messenger RNA, 2115 nt
Organism: Gambusia affinis (western mosquitofish)
Lineage: Eukaryota; Metazoa; Chordata; Actinopteri; Cyprinodontiformes; Poeciliidae
Gene: apol
Product: apolipoprotein L
Exons: 4
Coding region: 333-2027 (564 amino acids)
Biological process (GO): lipoprotein metabolic process; lipid transport
Cellular component (GO): extracellular region; membrane
Molecular function (GO): lipid binding
Source: RefSeq, a predicted model, not a curated record
CCUGAUUGGCUGUUGGAGUUUCGCUGGUUUGUGUUGGACUGAAAAGUUGCUUUGUUUUCAUCUUCAGCAGCCAAACAGACGCGGCUCAGCUGACUGCGGGGCUGAACGGGUUAACGCGGGUGGGUGCGGUUCAACCUGCUGAUGUGGAGGAACGAAAAACGAAACCGAGUUCCGACAUGCAGGUCAAACUAGAAACUUUCUCACCGAGGCUCAAUUUACUCAAUUUUUUAUCUCCAUAACUCCGCAUAAAAUCUUCUGUCCGCUCGGAGAUUUUUGUUUUAUUCAUGCAGGAAUAAAACAAACCUACAGGAACUGGAGAGAGAGGAGAAAAUAUGUCUGCAGCAAGGAAGGAGCUAGCGGAGGCUCUGAGCCGCUACGUCUCAGAAACGCUGGCCUCCAUGCAGCUGGCCAGCGGAUUCUGUGCCAUGUUCUCCAAAUGGAUGCUGUGGAGGGAAACCGAGUUAGACAUGAUGCUGGACAUCAAAGACAGAGCGGACAAGGUGAACCUGAACUUCAGCCACGUCACUCAGUCGGAGCAGAAAGGGAAGGCGUUUGUGGAGUACAUGAAGAACAAGGUGAGCGGUCUGACGGCAGACAGCCAGCUGGCGGAGCUGCAGAGCGAGCUGGCGGCGGUGCUGAGCGACACGCUGGACGGGCUGCAGAAGCUCGCCUGCUUCCUGGACGCGGUGGAGAAGCUGGCGGUCACUUCGCUGCACGUCUUCACAGAGAACCAGACGCUUCACCUGCCUGGAGACGUCGCCGCCGACGGCGUCCAAGCGGUCGUCACCGCCGCGCGUCUCGUCUGCCCGCUGCUCCUGGUGUUUAAGAGAGACGCCAGCGUCUUCUUCCUGCCUAAACUCCAGAAUGUGGAUGUGAUGGCUCACCAGCUGGACCGAUACAUCCAGACUGCCAAGAAAAUCUGUGACAAGAUGGAGAAAAGCUGCUUCAGUGACGUUUCCUUGAAUCUGAUGGGUGAAGCUCAGGUGAACCUCGGCGUGGAUUUACCUGAAAAUGAUGUUCAGAGGAUGUUGGAUCACAUUAACCAGCUUCAUCAAAUCAGGACGGAUCCAGACUUUCGAACCGUGUUUCUGUUCCAGGACGAUUCGCAUCACGCUUUCACGGAGGAGUUCAGCAAGCGGGAGCCGCGGAUGACGGCGUUCCUGAGCGAGCUGGAGGCGAACGCCGUCCAGCUGGACAGCAUGAACAAAGGAGCCAAGAUCUCCAGCGUGGUGGGCAGCUCCGUGGGCGCCGUCGGCGGCGUCCUCUCCAUUGUCGGCUUGGCGUUGAUCCCGGUCACGGCCGGAGUGUCUCUCGCCCUGACCAUGACCGGGAUCGGGAUGGGGGUCACCAGCGGGGUCAACAGCAUCGUCACCACCGCCACCGAGGUGGGCGUCAACCACACACACCAGAAGAAAGCCAGCGAGGUUUUCCAGAGCUUCAUGGACGACGUGAUGGAGCUGCAGGAAUGCCUGGAGGAGGUGAUGCAACAAACCAUCACCAAAAUGGAAACCAGUGGCAUCGACGUGGUUCUGGGAGCUGGGAAAGUUGUUUGUAAAUUGGGGACAGUCGGGAGAAGUAUUGAUUCAAUCGUUGAUUUAGCUUCUGCUGCGAAACUGUUAAAAACCGAGGAGGUUGUGGCCAGCGCCGGGAAGGUGGUGGCUCAGGAGGGGAGCGCUGUGCGGAGCCUCCCCCGGUUGGCGUCGGACAUCCCAGAUGUGGGUCAGGCCGCCGUUAAAGGAUCGCUGGCCGCCUCCAAGUCGGCCCGAGCCGGCCUGAUCGCCGUCAACGCGCUCUUCCUCGGUAUGGACAUCUUCUUCAUCUGUAAGGACAGCAUCGGUCUGGCCAGAGGCAGUGAGUCCGAGGUGUCGAAGUUCAUCAGAGCCCGGUCCGCUCUGUGGAGCUCGGAGAUGGAGUCAUGGAGGAAGAUCCACGACUCACUGAGCGCUGGCCUGCCGACGUCUGGGAAGAAGGAGGCCGUGCUGGAAACGUCGUUUUACCCCGACGCUGGGAUGGGAAACGAGGAAUAAACCACUAACGCUUUAUCUGAAAGGAUUUGCAUAAAACUGAUACGACUCUGUCAUAAACAUAAAACUGAAUAAACAUGAAGGAGUCGAA